CAAAAGUAUUUUUUGAAUAUUCAAACAUUUAGGUGCUACCUCGUCACAUUACAGAUAAAAAAAAUGCACUAUCCUGACACUGAGGCUGGUGAUUUUCAACGCAAAUUGGAACUUAUAAAUAACAGAAUGACCAACGAUAGACAAUAUCGCCAAGUGCAACACCUAGCUCGUUACUCAGAGGAUAGUGAUUAUACUUCGGACUUAAACUAUCCAAUAACACAUAAUGCAAACUCAUCAGCUAGUCACUACCGAAAUCUACAGACACCACAACGCUCAUUAGAAACAUCCCGUGAAAACUCGUACGAAAAAGAAGAUCGAUAUGGAUAUUAUGACACAACAACAGCAAACACUGCUAUGACCAACUUUACUAGCUUAAAUAUGGAAAUUGAAAAUAUGUAUCCAGAAGACAGCCGAUCUCCGAUUCGUGAUAAAGAAGAAAGUGAUCCAUUAUCGUACAAUAGUAGGCCGUUCAACACAAAUAGUUGUUUAAAAGGACUUAGUGAAACUAGAUAUGAUAGAUCAGAUGGGUACACAGGAAUUCGAAAGCGUAGUUUAGAACGUCAACAUUCUUCAGUAUUAUUUGACAAUUUUUAUGGUGAUCAAGAAACGAACGACUAUGAAACAUCGCUGUAUCCUACAAGGAAUGCCAAUGAACCACAAUUAGUCAAUAGAUAUGACUAUAGUUAUGGAUUAGAUAGACAAUGGAAUACGAAUAGUAUUAAUUUUAAUAGUAAUUUGCCGUCGAAGGGAAAGCUUUUACCAAAGGUUCCGACUAAAAGCUACAAUGUGAUCGAACAGAGAGAAGCAACUUCAACGCUGUUGACUGAUGCAAUACCGAUUGCAUCUGGUUUAUCAAAGAAGACACGUCAGUUGCCGCAACCAGUUGUAAGCGCUACGCGUAAAAGACUACCACGUGCCGGUUAUACACGGCAACUGCCACAGAUGCCAUCCAUAAAUAAGUCAAAAUAUCCGGCAUCUUUGAUGAGUCGCAGUGACACGGAAUACUCAAAGUUUGGCUCCACCGAGGAUUUCGAACGACGUGGUGCAAUGUCAGCCAUGCAAUAUAACGAUUACAGUUUUUCACCAACAUUGAGAACAUAUGAACCGUAUGAUGACACAGCGAAAAGCAUGAAUGAACCACCCAUCUUUCAUUCAAACGAAAGCCUUAACACAACCGCCCAAUCGGUAUACUCGGAGUUCAGUACAGCAACAGAUCGUCGAAGCAAAAUGUCCGUUAUAUCCAAUGCCGUUCCGGUUGCAUCUUCACUCACAAAUAAUUUCAACCAAGUGACAGACUCAUAUCAAAACUACACUAGUAGUACAAGUCGAAAACGUUUACCACAAAUUCCAGCUGUUCCGAAUUUAACAGAUGCGACCAGUGCUAAUAAUUCGAAUUUCGAGCCAACAAUAAGAAGCACAGGAAAACGUUUACCAGACAUCAGUGCAUUAUCAACAAAAGCCUAUAUAACCUCUUCUAGUUAUCAACAUUUAGAAACAACUACGAGUGCCAGUGGUCCACAGCUGUACUCAACGACAAACAUAACAAAUACAACUAACAAUAAUGAUAUCAAAAUUAAUCUAAGUAAUAAUAACAGAUUGACAUAUGACACUUGUUAUAGAUAUAAUUUGAAUAGUAGUGAUAGUACGUAUGACACUAGUGAUAAAUACGUUCCGGAAAAUAGCACUUAUGAUUGCUUUGCGGCAAAAUCAGUCACCAAUGAUAUUUAUGAUACAGAUAAUUCACUAACGAAAUCUUCGAUUGUGGAACCUCCAAUAACGGAUGCCACAUCGUUAAUAACCCCAUAUUCCCCAACAUUUUCCAUGCCAUAUUCUACGACCUAUUCCACAUCAUACACAACAUCAUACGCAACAUCGUUUACCACGGCAUCUACAACAUUAGAUUCAACCUUGUACUCAAAUUCAUAUACCACACCAACCACGUAUUCAAUGUUGUAUACUACAACGCCGUAUACAACACAAAACACCACGCCGAUAGCUAAGCAGAUCACACCAACAACAACCGCAAUCAAUAUCACCACUUCAUCAUCUGGUACAUCAUCUUUAUUCUCAUCGUCAUCACAAGCCACUGCAAACUUCAUGAAGAGUAGUCUAAGCGGAAUAUCCAAAACAUUUUCCAUGUUCCAGUCAAAGACGCCAACAUCAGCUGUCGACAAUGGUCAACAACAAAAUCAAUCAGCAAUUGGCGGUUUCCUUUCUGAUCAUUUGACUGGUACUUUCGGUGCAACCGAAACAAGUAACAACCAACAAAAUAUCCAAAACCUCCAAUCGCAAUUG
Contarinia nasturtii (swede midge) is the source of this 2295-nucleotide messenger RNA. RefSeq names its product mucin-4-like. Lineage: Eukaryota; Metazoa; Arthropoda; Insecta; Diptera; Cecidomyiidae. The annotation marks the transcript as partial. The transcript is spliced from 8 exons. The record is from RefSeq and is a predicted model, not a curated record.